AGAACAGAAUUGAACGCAGUACUCUGAAAGUGGCCUAACCUAUGUCCUGUACAGCUCUUCUGACUCUUUGUGUUGGUUUGUCAGGACGGGAGCAGUUUCACGGAUUGGGCUCGAUGUACUGUCGAGGAGCAGCUGCUGUGAUCCUCACUUACGAUGUGACGAGCCGUCAGAGUCUGCGGGAACUGGAGGAGCGGUUUCUGACCCUGACUGACACUGCUCAGCCUGACUGCAUCUUCGCCGUGGUGGGCAAUAAAUCUGACCUGACUGAUGACUGCGUGGGGACUGAUGAAACCCAGGGACCGGUUCCAGCAUCUCCUGCUCCCAGAGCAAGCAAACAGGUCUUCAAAGAGGAUGCAAUUAAUCUGUACAAGCAACUCCUUAAGUACAAGAUGCUCGAUGAAAAGGAUUUCCCAGUGGCAGAGAAAAUGUGUUUUGAAACCAGUGCUAAGACGGGCUAUAAUGUCGAUCUGCUCUUUGAGACCAUUUUUGAACUGGUAAUAGCUGGUAUUGUGAAGAAGCCAGUGAAAUCUCCUGACACUGUGGAGCUGAAACAAAGUACUGAUUCCAAAUCCAGGACAUCGCCCUGCUGUACUUGAGGGAAAUGGGUUGAAUGUAUUUUUUUCCCAGCACCUUCCCUUGGAGGGGAAAUCGCACUUUACAAUGCAGCGUAACUUCUGAAGGUAUGAACUGUGGUCCACGUGCCGUGUGCGCAGAGUGAGAUCCGAAAAACCAGUUGCUGAUCUUCGCCAUUGUUCCUGUUUACAGCAAGUUUAAUGCUGUGCCACCACAUGCUAGAAUAAACAGAAAGCAGAAUGCCACCCCCUUAGAGGUUUAAUGAGUGCUUGAUGUUGCCCACUCUCUGUCCAGCGCAAGUUCACCCACUCAAAGUGGGAUCUGUUAUAACAAUCACUUACUCCAUCAUUGACUUGUGUGGCAGGUAUUAAAUAGUCACUGAGCAGUGUUAAAGGUUAAUUCGACAGGUAACUGUGAGUGGACUGUUUAGAACUGGUUUGGACAGACUUUAGUAUUAUUGAGGGGAGCAGGAGAGAUUGGACUGUCUCAAUCUGCUGUCAAACUGCAAUGUGAUAGCUCAGCUGGUCAUGGACCAUUUGAUGGAUGUUCCUGCUGCACAUUAAUACUCUUCAAUCAGAUAGAGACCACGCUGUGAUGUGAUUUAAUGUGACCUUUCCUGAUGGAUCAUAAUCAACAAUGUUUCUUACAAUUUUUUAGAAUGUUACGUAUGUGAAAAUUAAAUUAACUUUUGAAUUGUUGAUUUUGCCCUGUUUGUAGAAAUCAUCUGGAGUUUGAUCGCCAGUUCUCCUGUGUUAAGUUGUACACUUUUCAUUUUGAAAAUAAUUUGCAUUCCCUGACUAUAUAUAAAGCACCAUUAAAUAAUUUUCAAAUUUCCAAA
This is a messenger RNA of Chiloscyllium plagiosum (whitespotted bambooshark), 1411 nucleotides long. The record is from RefSeq and is a predicted model, not a curated record. NCBI's taxonomy places the organism in Eukaryota, Metazoa, Chordata, Chondrichthyes, Orectolobiformes, Hemiscylliidae.